Messenger RNA from Penicillium chermesinum, 2967 nucleotides. RefSeq lists its product as uncharacterized. The record is from RefSeq and is a predicted model, not a curated record. NCBI's taxonomy places the organism in Eukaryota, Fungi, Ascomycota, Eurotiomycetes, Eurotiales, Aspergillaceae. The transcript is spliced from 9 exons. The coding region runs from base 1 to 2967 and encodes 988 amino acids.
AUGGCCCAAGAUAUUUCACGCCUUGUGCGCGAGGUUGAGCGCGUUGUCACUGCGCCAUAUGUUCCGUCGUUGCAAGAUUUGUAUGCGCUUGUGCAGACCGAUGCCAGACUAAAAAUUCGAUAUUGGAGUACACAGAAGCCAUGUCAGGUCGGCUUGCUAGUUGAUGUUUUGGUUGACGCACUAUCGCGGUCGCGAAUAGCCCUUCCGUUGCUCAGCGUUUUUGGCUCAGAGGUACACUUUAGAGAUGCGUUUCUCCGUCGACAUCCAGCGACAUUGGCUGCUUUCGUCGAGAGGGCUGCUGGAACCGGAGAUCCCGAAUACAUCUCUGUGUCUACCACAAUUCUUUCUCAGCCUCUACCUUCAGGCUUCAUUCCACCGAUGAGAAUUGCCGACCUCAUUACAAUGCUUGUUUCCCGAGUAGCAGAGGAACCACGCGCUGAAAAUGUCCUUCCUCUGCACAGCAUUAUGAAUGGCCUCCAAGGCUCUUUGCUCAUACGCCAUGAGAUUCCAUUAGAAGUAAUGGGAAAAAUGCAAUUGGAGUUCACGAAGGCCCUUCGGAACUUGGAUGAUCAUAUGGGCAACCUCUUAUGCCUAGCGACCUUUGCUCGAAUCGUAUCGCCUCAAUGCCAGAACAUCGGCAACCAGCACGGACCAGAGGCCCCGUCCUGGCUUCUUAAUAUUCAACAUUUUUUCGGACCAAAGAGAGGUCUCAAGACAUUGGACUUGGUUGUCCUCCGUGUCAUUUUGGCCUGCUCAGUAAACUGCAACAACUUAGCUCCAUCCCAAGCGGCCGAAAGUAUCCGACUCGCUAUUUGCAUCGCUGAUGCUAUUGAUCCGGAGCAAAAGCAGGCUUGGAUGUCUACAAAUUCGCCGAAGAUCGCCAAACUAUGUGAGAAAGUAGCAAGAGACGACCUCGAUCAGGAAGUCCAGAUGAUGGGUGUGGCUUUCCUAUUAUGUAUUUUCCCCGUCGCUAAUUUGCCUUCCCAUACCCGGGAGCUUGGCCUUAAUGUGCUCCUUUCGAAGGGUAGCCGAGGGGUGAUGGGAGUCAUGCCCCAUCAUCUCAUACCAAGGCUAGCGGAGUCAGUGACUCAAACGGACGGAUCCGUGAUUUACCACCUCUUAAGAUUUGUGUUUGAGGCUGUGCAAAAUGACGCCUUACCUGACCGUAACUCCCUAUCUGAUCUCCACUUGUCCGGGAUGAUUCUUUCAGGGCUUCAAAAUUCAAAGUCUCCUGUGUUAUCUUCUGCAAUUCUGGACUCGGUCUCAACCCAGCAGACUAUUGCGAAUAUACUUGAGGCCUUCCCGAUCGUUUCAAGCCAGGCGCAAUGUGAAGGCCUAGAGACCUGCCAUAUUGCUAAAGUGGAGCUGCAAAACAAAAUCUUGCUAACAUUGUUUGAAAUCUACUUCGCAGCAGUAUUGACCCGCAGUGGCGAUGAUCAGGGUGUAAUUAUGAUGAAAGCCUUUGUUGACCGAUCUGCGAGCUCCCUUAGCAAUGGCAUCUGCCGAUUCUCAGUCUCUUGUCAAAGCAGCCUCCGAGGCCAAGCCUCGUUGAACUCCCUUCCGAACCUUCCGUCCUCGCAAGUUCCUCGCGACUGGCGUACUUGCAUCACAGAAUCAUUCAAGCAAAAUGCUCAAGAAUCUCACCAAACUUUGAUGGAGAAGAUUGAAGAAGUUUGCUAUGACCUGGAGCGCCGGUGCUACGAAGUCGAAGCCCCUCUACGCCUCGCAGAAGCCGAGUGUGAUAGAAAAAUACUGGAGACAGAGGUCCUUCUGCGCCAAAAAGAGCAACUGGAGAAGAAACUCGAGGAGGCUGCGCAAGUGCUGUCUGACCUGAGACAGGAAGUAAAUGACCAGGAAGAAAAUACGGAGUCUAUGUCUGGCCAAAUAAAACAGCUGUCCAUGUCGCUUAAUGCCGCAAGAAGCCAACUAGAAGCGCAGUCCAACCACAGCGAAGAGAUUAUUCGGCAAGAAAAAGAACAGGCCCGAACUCGGGAGCUGGACUUGAUUGCAAUUUCCACUGAAAAAGAUGAUCAAAUCGAGGAUCUUCAAGAAGAGGUGCAUCGACUUCACUCCGAGAAAGCACAAGUACAACAAGCCUUAGACAAUGCUGCAAAGGAGCAAGCCAUCUUGUCUACCACUUUGCGACAUGAAGUAGCUGAGCUGAAAGAGCAACUUGAAAAAAGCUCGCGUGUUAGCGCUCGCAAAGAAGAUGAAAUCAAGCGCCAUCAAGCCGACGCCGAGGAUAUGCGAAUGGAAAUGGAGACGAUGAAAACAAUGGCUGAGCAACAAACACUUGAAGCUGAGAGGUUCCGCUCUACUUUGCAAGAAGUGGAAGCCAAGAGUCGACUCGAAAUGGGAGAAUUGAAGGCCAAGCAUGGGAUUGAAAACAACCAGGUCCAUGAAGAGCUGGAGCAUGAAAAGGAGAAGAACGAGCGCCUACUUUCAGCCAUGCAUGAAGCCACACACAACGCAGCAAACGAAGUUCAAAUGAAGAACAAACACAUUGCCCAGUUGGAGCGCAAAAUUCAGUUGUUGCAUGAUGAAAGGGCGGCCAAAGCUCGAGAAUUCUCAGAAGCGCAAGAGCACAUCGGGCGUCUGAUGAACGUCAUGGGGUUUGUCCCUCAGCAGCAAAUACCCGCAACAUCAAGCAAGCAUCAACGGGCCAAAAGUUCCGAGAGGAAAAGCUCAAGGGAUACUGGGAAGCAAGCCUAUGACGAAGAGGAAACUCACCUAGCAGAGUCUUUUGAUACCAUGGCUUUUGAUCCCCGAGAGCGAAGUCCUAAGCGACCCAAAGGAAACAGCCUCUCAACCAACCUAGACCAGCUACUGCCUCCUAAGACACCCUUAGUACCGAGAAAAAAAAAUGGGCCCGAGCACCGAAAGCCCCCAAACCCCUUCCCCUCGGAAGCCUCUUCAAGAGAUGUGCUCCAACAGCUCCAAGAACCCCGCAAAAUCGAUAUCAAGUGA